Molecule: messenger RNA, 4942 nt
Organism: Copidosoma floridanum
Lineage: Eukaryota; Metazoa; Arthropoda; Insecta; Hymenoptera; Encyrtidae
Gene: scalloped
Product: TEA domain transcription factor 1 homolog scalloped
Biological process (GO): hippo signaling; embryonic organ development; regulation of transcription by RNA polymerase II
Cellular component (GO): transcription regulator complex
Molecular function (GO): RNA polymerase II cis-regulatory region sequence-specific DNA binding; DNA-binding transcription factor activity, RNA polymerase II-specific
Source: RefSeq, a predicted model, not a curated record
AGCGCCUCGCGCAGGCCAACUCUUCCCAUUCUCGAAUCGUAAUACAUGUAUAUGUACAUGCAUAUAUGCCUGUAUACCCACAAACACAUGGAGAUUCAUCAACAGCAAUAGUGGGACAUAUAUAGGUCCGUGAGUAUUAUAUUCCUCUUCUGCCCCGGUGGUGUGUUCCGUUCUCUGUUUUGUGCAACCAUCCGUCGUCUUGGUCGUUCUCUUGCAGUGCGGUGUGUAACAAACUGUGCGUGGCCGUGUAUAAAUGUAAAAGUACUUUGUGUACUCGAGUGCUUCGAAGUGCUUGUAUUAUACACGCACACCAUUUUCGUAUGCUCACGCGCGCAAACACCAUCAUAGAGGCCAAAGCAACAGCUCAACCUCGCAACGUCCGUUCGGAAGCUGAUGCCGAAUACUUCACCAGGUUAUUGCCGUCAACGUCGAUGACUCCAACUACACAGCCGGCAGAGUAAGUAUUGCUAGUGAGCUAGCAAUGAGUGAGUCAGAAUAAAAAAAAAAAAGAGGGAGCAAGAGAGAGAGACGUGUCAGUGUAUUGUUGUGUGCAUUGUGUUACUAUUAUGCUGUUGGCUGGGAGCGAGAAGAAGAGGGAAGAUCCAAGAAACAGCACAUAACAGGCGCGCGCGUUGCGUUCAGCACUGUCUAUGUAUCUGUGUAUCAUACCUAUGCAUGCUUGUAUCUGUGUGUGUUAUGUUGGAGCGUUAAGAUUAAAAUAGAGCUAACGCGUGUUUUUUAAAUUCAUCAGCGAGUGAUUAAUGUGACAAAAGAAUUGUAUUGUCGAGAUUGUCGGUAGCUCUAACCUACCUACCUGCAAAGUGCGCCGAAAACUUGUUAGUGACAGUAUAAAGCCUAGUGUCUUUGUGUUGUUUUAUUUUUGUUGUGCAAUUGAACGAACACCCGAAGAAGAAACAAAAAAGGUGAACACACUGCACCAGAGUGUGAACUUUUCGUAGUGAGAAGAACAGCAGCAGUUCCUCCUCGCAGAGAGAAGAAUAAACGCCGCCGAGACGAGGGACUACACGGCGACCCACGUCAGCUCGACCUGUGGUGCACCCACGUCGACGUCAUCCUGACCUGCCAGAGAAAUCCUCAUGAAAGACUGGGAACUCAGUACUCAGAAUAGCAUCGGCAGUGCGGUGGCUGCAGCCGACACCAUUUCCUCACCGUGGACACCCGCAAGUUCCGGGCCGCCGCCCGACGCCAACGGCAGCUCGGAUACGAAAAAUCUCGACGUUGGCGACAUCAGCGAUGACGAAAAGGACAUAUCGGCGGCGGAUGCCGAGGGCGUGUGGUCGCCGGACAUCGAGCAGAGCUUCCAGGAAGCACUCACCAUAUAUCCGCCAUGCGGUCGUCGCAAAAUCAUCCUCUCCGACGAGGGAAAGAUGUACGGCCGCAACGAGCUCAUCGCCCGGUACAUCAAGCUGAGGACCGGCAAGACGAGAACGCGGAAGCAGGUCUCAUCACACAUACAGGUCCUCGCGAGAAGAAAACUCCGAGAGAUCCAGGCGAAGCUCAAAGUGGACCACAUGACUAAGGAGAAGACGCUCCAGACAAUAUCAUGUAUGUCGAGUGCUCAGAUAGUGUCGACCGGCAGCGCGAUACACAACAAGAUGCCCCCUGCCCUGGUAGGGCCCCUAGCCCUUCACGCUUCCACCCCCGUCUCCUAUCCCGGAUCGCAAUUCUGGCAGCCGGGCCUGCAGCCGGGCACGUCCCAGGAUGUCAAGCCAUUUCCACAGACGGCCUACGCCGGGGGCAAGCCGGCGACGGCCGUGUCGAGCAGCGAGAUGGUCCAUACGCAGCCGCCGCCCCCCUGGGAAGGCAGGGCCAUUGCGACGCACAAGCUCAGGCUCGUCGAGUUCUCCGCCUUCAUGGAACAACAGCGCGACCAGGACAACUACCAGAGGCACCUGUUCGUCCACAUAGGAGGCUCGGCGACCUACAGCGAUCCGCUCCUCGAGGCGGUCGAUGUCAAACAGAUAUACGACAAAUUCCCGGAGAAGAAGGGCGGCCUCAAGGAGCUCUACGACAAGGGCCCCCAGGCAGCCUUCUUCCUCGUCAAGUUCUGGGCAGAUCUCAACAGUAACAUCCAGGACGAGGCCGGGGCAUUUUACGGAGUGACGAGCCAGUACGAGAGCAACGAGAACAUGACGAUAACGUGUUCGACGAAGGUCUGCUCGUUCGGCAAGCAGGUGGUCGAAAAGGUCGAGACGGAGUACGCCAGGUUCGAGAACGGAAGGUUCGUGUAUCGCAUCAGUCGCUCGCCCAUGUGCGAGUACAUGAUCAACUUCAUUCACAAGCUCAAGCACCUGCCCGAAAAGUACAUGAUGAACAGCGUACUCGAAAAUUUCACCAUACUGCAGGUCGUGACGAACAGAGACACGCAGGAGACGCUGCUCUGUACGGCGUACGUCUUCGAGGUCUCGACGUCGGAGCACGGUGCCCAGCAUCACAUAUACAGACUCGUCCAGGAGCCAUAGCCUGCUGCUUGAUCACGACAAUUAUGAAGAUGAAGAUACGAUGAUAAUGAUGAUGAUACGAUGAUUAUAUGAUGAUUAUGAUGAUAAAGAUUAUUCUGCUCGCUGUGCAGCCAUCCACCCCCCAUCAGUGCCUAUCACAACACACUUAUGUCAUCUCUGUACUGUUACUGUAUAACACAACACACACACACACACACACACACACACAUCGACACAAAGAUAGAUCUAGAACACGAGGUCCAUUGAACAUCAUAAACGUGCUACAUGAGGUCUUGACACUAGAAGCACGCCAAAAUUUUUACACUUACCCAUCACGUACACGCGCACGCAUGCAUAUAUACGAACUACGUAAGAUAAAGAUGUAAGAAGCGUAUAUUGUAAUUGAUACAUGAGGGUUGUGUGUUUAGCUAAAUCUAUAGAAAAAGAGACUUACAAGAGACAGGGAGAAAAAGAGAGAAAGAGAGAGAUAUGAAUUUUCUUUUUUUUUUUUUUUGUAUUGUUUUAUGGCUAAAAACAGUUUCUGUCCAGCGUGAAUGGAAGCUAGAAUAAAAAAAUAAAAAUAAAUAAAAAAAUAAAUAAAAAAAAAAGAGAGAGAGAAAGAUAAAUAUUGCGAAUGAAUAAAAUAGUAAAAGAGAUAUAGGUAUAUGCUUACACGCACACGUAACGCAAACACGUAUUGACACCAGUGUGUGCCGGCCAAUCCGCAGAUCCGAGAUUCUAUUGUAAAUGAAAAAAAAAGAAAAAAAAAUCAAGAAAGAAAAUUGGUUUUUCUUCAGUAGAUAAAUGCGAGUAUAGUGUUACUUGCGUGAUUUAUCAUUUGUGUAAAAACAACUUUAUCCGAAUCGAAACAGUGAUGUAUGGAAAACCUUUGACAAUAAAAAAUAUUAAUAAUAAUAAUAAUAAUAAUAAUAAUGGUAAAGUUGACGCGUGUGUUUUUCGUUUUAUUCAUUGCAGGCCAACUUUGAAACAGUAAAAUGUGCAAGAAAGGCACAACGCUGUAAUAGGUGUUCUCUCGGUCGCUGAACAUAUUCCAUUGUGUUACAACUUUUUAGGUCUCUUAUGCUUUUAGAGUCAAACAACGAGGCCUAAAAUUGAUUUGAUAAAAAAAAUGAAGUUGUAAAGUCUAUAAAAAAUAUCUAAUACAUGUUGUGCCAUUUUUGUACGUGCUACUUUUUAUAUGGUGCUGUGUUAUUUGUCUUUGCAAAAAAAAAUGAGAUUUCUUUGUAAAAAGUAAAAAAAAAGAAAAAUCAAAGAUAAAGUAAUUAAAUAUAAAUAAUACGGCAAAAUUUAUCUCGGAGCUGCUUGGCGUGAACAUGACUUUAGUAUUUUAUUUUACACUUGAAAAUAAACAUGGAAAAAUAAAAAUAAUGAGACAAGACACAGAAACACUCAAGUAUAUACAUAUAUCACACAUAGGGUUAUAUGUAUAUGUUAAAUAUUAAGGCAAUGAUUACGAUUCACAUUGUUACGCAUGAUUGUGUAUAAAAGAUGUUUUAAGUUAACAAACAAAUCGAGAGAGAAAACGCUCAAGAGAUGCCAUUUGCGAAUGUUUAUUUAGGAUUCUUUUCUUUUUUUUUUUUUUUUUUUUUUUUAAGAUAAACUCAUGGCUCAAUACUUUUUGCUCUUUCUUAUCUUUUUGCAAUCAAUCAACGUCACAUAUCGCAAAGUUGAAAAACAGUACAUGGCAAAGGAGCCUUCACUUUCUACACGGCUUUUAUCAUUGUAAGAAAGAUAUUAAGCAGCAAAAAAAGCAUGCUUCGUUCAAUUGUGUGUACAAAAGAGAACUCAUGCAUCUCGGGUCAGAGAGAAAAAAAGGAGCUUUUGGUUGACAAGUAGCUACAUUUUUUUUGUCACACAUGUUUUUAAUUUUCUUUUGUUUAGACGAAUUUUACCUACUACAUACUACACAACAAUUUACGUGCGAUCCCACCCACUUUUUAGGCAUCGAUGCUUAGUUUUUAGGGAGAUGUGUUUGUAUUUAUUAUAAUCACCUUUGUACUUUUUAAGGCUCCUUCUAUUUUCUAUAGUUCUUAAUACAUCGAUGAAUUUCUUACUUUAGCGAACAAUUUGUUUUUACUUUUUAUUACGUUUACAAGAGAAUAUUCAAUACCGUGCUGCACAAUACACCUAUACAUACUUUACUUUUCCCCUCCCGCCCUUUUCCUUUUGCAACUAUUUUACCGACUGUAUUUUUGCGUUACAAGAAAAAAAGCCGUUGCUUUGUACAUUCAACCUUUUCGUACUUAAAUGAGUGAAAAGCUGGGAAAAGACUUCUAGUUGACACUUCUUCUUCGAAAUGAACUUAAAUUUUAUUCGACAGUAAAGUAAAACAUUAAAUCGCUCUUCUCUUUUUUACGACCAACAUAUGUACACAAAUUUUUUUUUUUUUAUCCACGUUCUUUUUCUCAGCAUCUUUUUUCGCAACAGAACUUGCCUAUCAAGCAUUGAAGAAAAAAAAA